AUGGAGGAGAGUGCGAUGGAAGACUUGAUAGUCGCUCGCUGUGCGGAAGCUCUCAGUCAGACACAGUGCUUGAUUUCCCAAGAGGGAGGCAAGCCCUGCUGCUGGAGGCAAGAAGGCUUCCAAACCAACUAUUGCGCGCCAGAGGGGAGUGCCGAAAUCACGGCAUCGAAAGUUCCCGAAGCCUGUGCUCGCGUGACCAAGGGGGUUUUCAGGCUAGUCCAAGAUGGAACCGUGGGCCAGGGUAGCCUGCCCACGUGUACGCCCACCUGCGUGAACACGUUUGCACAGAUACCAAAUGUGGUGCACGAGAACUGCGACAAUUGCAGACCGGACGAGGAGUGCCACUGCACCGUGAGCUGCGCCCCUGGCUUGAAACCCUUGGGAGGCAACACUGGGCCGCGGAGCUGUCUCUUGAGAUCAAACCGUGCCGAAUUCGAAGCAGCCCCCGAGUGUGUUCGGCCAUGCGAGACUCCUGACCACCAGCGGGGCACCCUUGAUGUCUCUCGGUGCAUGCAGAACUGCGCGCCUGGCGACAGGGAAUGCACUUGCGACGUGCGAUGCGCAUCUGGCAACUUCCGUGUCGGCGGAGGCCACGAGGGGCUGAAGGCCUGCGAGGCCACCUCCAGCGGCCCCAGGCACCGGAAGCUGCCCAUUUGUCUGCCAAAAUGCGCCGCACCAGACGACCAAUUCGGAGCUCUCAACACGAACAAGUGUGCAAGUUGCAUAGCCAAGACCGAGUGCAAUUGCGAGCUUAGCUGCUACACCAGAGCCAGUGCAAGUGGCGCCAAGCCGGGCCGCAAGACCUGCAGCUUCAUCGUGGGGACGGAAACAAGCGCAGCUGCAGCUGUGUGGGAGCCUUCAGACGGGGUUGGCCCAGCUGGCGUGCCCCAGUGCUUGCCGCCCAUGGUCAUCCAGGUGCAGGACGCCAGGACGCAGCUGCCCCUGCGUGGGGUGACCAUCACAGUGUCGGUGCCCUAUGGCAACAGCGACCGGCUGCAUGAGCUGGAGAAGCUGUACACUGAUCGUUCAACGGCCAAGGAUUUUUCCGUGGAGUUUUCCAGCGAGGCUCGUGACCUGUUUGUGAAGAUCGAGAAGCCAGGGUACACAUCGGUUACUCGAAAGCUGGACCGCGGCAAGAACUGCAAGGACGCCUUCAAUUGCCGCUUUCAGUUCUCCAUCUCCGAGUCGUUGAAAGGUGGGCAGCUGUACGCAGAUGGUUGCUUUCUCAUUGGAAACCCGAAGACCAUCAAAUGGGACAUGCGAGCCGUGCUGGAAUGGGAGGAGAAGCCUGGCGAUCUCGAUAUUUGGGCACGGAACUAUGAAUGCUAUGCUUCCGUGGAAAAGAGCUAUGUCUGCGACGGCAACAGGCCGCAUCAGUACGACUCAAGUUACGGCAUAGCCAGGCGUCGAACUAUUUGCAAGAGGACGCUCUUCACGCAAAAGCAAGUCCGCAACAAGGAGUAUGAGGUUUGUGGGAACAGCCUCUGCAAGGAGGACAAGGAACACCGAACCGAGUUCUCGCGGCGCAGGGUGGUGAGGCCAGAAUGCCCCUACGUUGCGACCAACCAGUACCCCAAGUGGGUCCACUGGGCAACUCGCUAUGCCGCCGAACUGUCCAAGCGCUGGAGGCGUGAGAAGAUGAUUGAAGAAGACUAUGUACCUAGCUACAGGUGGAAGAAAAAGGUUUGGGCCAAAGAUGCAUAUGAGUGGACAGCAGAACACCAUAUGGUCCUGGAUGUUGACAAGCGAACUGGUUUCGGCCCUGAGACCAUCACCUUCCAGAGCGUGCCAGUAGGAACCUAUCAAGUCGUUGUGAACCAGUUCAGCUCCACGGGUGCUCAAGUAGAGGACAUCUCUGCGGCGAACCCCCGUGUGAACAUCUACAUUGGAGGGAACAGCGUGCGCUUUGAGUGCAUGAUCAGCGAGACCUGUAGGCGGAAGGCUCGCAUAUGGAAUGUCGUCAACAUCGAGGUAGAAGAUGCGGGGGAAGUGCCAGGGUCCACGAAAGGGGAGCGAAAGUACCGGAUCUCAAUCAAGGACUCGCAGUCAGACAUGAUUCCGCUGCGGUGGGUUGACCUGCCCACCUCCGACAAGACAGGUAGAGACCUCUACAACAUGGACUACUACUUUCCCAGCAAGGUGCUGAUGCGUUGCUUUAGCGUGAAAGGCGACACCAACAAACGUCGUCGCUAA
Messenger RNA from Effrenium voratum, 2193 nucleotides. NCBI's taxonomy places the organism in Eukaryota, Dinophyceae, Suessiales, Symbiodiniaceae. The record is from the annotation of a GenBank genome assembly.